Messenger RNA from Paramormyrops kingsleyae, 8125 nucleotides. The record is from RefSeq and is a predicted model, not a curated record. NCBI's taxonomy places the organism in Eukaryota, Metazoa, Chordata, Actinopteri, Osteoglossiformes, Mormyridae.
AGUGAUCCAAGUCCCACAUAUCAGCGGACGAUCAAGAAUGUCAACACCGAUGUCAACCUUCGUAUACAGAACCUGAACAUUUUGAUCAGACACAUCAAAAGCUACUAUCAGGAGAAUCUGCAGCAGCUUAUUGUCAUGAACCUGCCCAACGUGCUGGCCAUCAGCAAGGACCCCCUGUCAGCGAAAAGCAUGGAAGAAAUGAAGAGGCUGCUUCUGUUAAUGCUGGGCUGUGCUGUACAGUGUGAGCAAAAAGAGGAGUUUAUCGAGAAGAUCAAGUCGCUGGAGAUCGAAACACAGGCUGCCAUCGUCACACACAUACAGGAGGUGACCCACAACCAGGAGAAUGUGCUGGACAUGCAGUGGAUGGAACUGGCGGAGCUUCCGGUCCAGGAGCUGGACGUUCUGUCCCGGGGCAUGGCGUCCCACCUGCGCAAGCUCAUCGAUGAGCGGGACGAUUUCGCAGAGGUGAUCGUGGAGCUGACCCAGGAGAGGGACUACCUACAGUCCCACCAGAUAUCCGGCGGCUUCCGGAACUCGAACCCGGAGCAUCCGGCGGUGCCGCUCAGCAAGGAGGACAGGCAGCACCUGGCCGUGGAGCUGGCGGACAGCAAGGCCCGACUGCGGCGUUCCCGGCAGGAGCUGGAGGAAAAGACGGAGCAGCUGAUUGACGCCAAGAGCGAGAUCGAGAGGCUGGACAUGGAGAUCCAAAAACUCAAGCAAGAGAACACACAGCUGGUGCUGGAGGUGCGGUCCGCCCGGGUCUACCGGGACGAGCUGGACGCGCUGCGGGAGCGAGCGGCCCGUGUGGACCGGCUGGAGACUGAGCUGACCCGCUGCAAGGAGAAGCUGCACGACGUCCACUUCUACAAGACCCGUGUGGAGGAACUGCGGGAGGACAACCUGACUCUGCUGGAGACCAAGGCCAUGCUGGAGGAGCAGCUGGUGGGGGCCCGGGGCCGCUGUGACAGGCUUCACGAGCUGGAGAAGGAGAACCUGCAUCUGCGCUCCAAGCUGCACGACGUGGAGAUGGACCGUGACGCGGACAAGAAGCGCAUCGAGGAGCUGGUGGAGGAGAACAUGGCACUGGAGAUCUCGCAGAAGCAGAGCAUGAACGAGUCGGCCCACCUGGGCUGGGAGCUGGAGCAGCUGGCCAAGAACAGCGAAGCCAGUGAAACCAGCAAAUCGUUUGUGCUCGAGCUGAAUGAGUCCGUGUCCAGCCGUUUGCUGAAGCUGGAGAAGGAGAACCAGAGCCUGCAGAGCACCAUCCAGGAGCUGCGGGAGGCCUCGGUUUCUCUGGAGGACGGCCGCCUGCGUGCCCAGGAACUGGAGAAGGAGAACCAGGGUCUCAGCAAGAAGCUGGAGAGGCUGCAGACGCUGCUGGACCAGGAGAAGCAGGCCACCAAAGAUGUGGAGCAGUUAGGAGAUGAGCUGCGCAAGGACAAGCAGAGGCUGCAGAAGACGCUGGAGACGGUGCAGGCUGACAGGGACAGACAGAUCUUGGAGCUGGAGCAGGAGAAGGAGCAUCUGAGCCAGGCGGUGGCCUCCCUCCGCAAGCGAGCCCAGGCCGACAGCGAGGCCCGUGUGCGGGAGGUGGAGAAAGAGAAUCGCAUCCUUCACCAGACCAUCUCUGACACGGGCGGCAAGCUCACCCGCCUGGAGGUGGAGAAGAGGCAGGCGGUGAAGGAGCUGGAACAGCUUCGCGAGCGGGCCGAGCAGGCCGCGGACCUGGAGAUGGAGGUGGCCCGUCUGGAGCGCGGCCGCGAGCAGCUGCAGAAGCAGGCGGCCGCCUUGCAGAUCACCUGCGACAAGGCUGACGCCCUGGGGCAGGAGAACGCCACGCUGGAGCAGGACAACCGCAGGCUGAAGAAGAUGGCCGAUGCAGCCAGGAACUCGGCGCUGCAUCUAGAGGCGCUGGAGAAGGACCACCAGCAGCUGGCCGAGGAGAACCUGGACCUCCGGCGCAAGCUGGAGGCGCUGAAGGCGGCCGACGUAAAGCUGUCGCAGGUCCAGCAGGAGAACGCGGAGCUGGAGCGGGAGCGGGAGCAGCUGAGCCGCGACGUCGACGACCUCCGGGUCCUGGGGAAGAAGGCCGAGCGGCUGGAGCUCAGCUGCCAGAGCCUGAGCUUGGAGAAGCAGCGGCUGCAGAGGUCACUGGACGACAGCACUGCCAAGGCCCAGAGGCUGGAGAGAGAGCUGAGCGAGGCGGAGGUGGAGAGCCAACAGCUACGUAGGGAGCUGGAGGAGCUGCGAGCGGCCGGCAGGCGUCUGGAGGGCCUCGAGGCGGAGAGGCGCCGGGGAGACCAGGAGCUGGCGCAGGCGGAGAAGGAGCGCAAGCAGCUGGAGAAGGAGGCUCGCAGACUCCGGCAGCAGCUGGAGCUGAAGGAGGCUGCGCUGGACGAGAGCGCUCUGCGUCUGGCCAGCCUGGAGAAGGGGAGCAGCGCCCUGGACAGAGAGCUGAACCGUCUGAAGGAGACCGCCGGCAGGGUGAAGGAACUGGAGUGGGAGAACAAGGAGCUACAGAAACAGGCCACCAUCGACAAGCGGACCCUGGCCACUCUUAGGGAGGAUCUGGUGAAUGAGAAGCUGAAGGUCCAGCAGCAGUGGAAUGAGCUGGAAGCCCUGAAUCAGGAGCUAGAGAAGAUCGGGCUGAACCGGGAGAAGCUCCUGCAGGAGGAGCACAGCUCCGAGGACAGCUGUGGCAAAUACAAGAUCCUUGAGACGAAGAUUGAGUCAGCACUGAAGAAGACCUUGGAGAUCCGUGAGGAGAAGAUCCAAGCUCUGGAGUCGCGUCUGGAGGAGUCGGGAAACUUGAAUCAGCAGCUACGUAUGGAGCUUAUGACUGUGAAGAGGAACCUGGAGGCCCUAAAGCAGAGGCAGGAGGAGGAAGAGGCCCACUCCCAGGCUGCAGAGGAGGUGCCCGGCCAGGAGAAAUGGAGCACAGAGCAGAGGGAGGCCACAGCGCAGCUUCUCAGACUCAAAGACAGACUCAUCGACAUUGAGAAGAACAAUGCCACACUGCUGACAGAGAAGCAGCUGUUGAAGGAGCAGCUCCGGCAGCUGGACUCGCAGAACACGCAGCUGAAUGCGCAGCUCCUGGGUCUGCAGAGGCAGUCGGCCUCGCAGCAAGAGCACAGCACGGCUCUGCAUACGCAGAUGGCUCAGCUGCAGGUGGAGAAAUCCACCCUGAGCUCCCAGAGCGCCUCUCUGCUGGCCCAGAACACGGCGCUGCAGGGCCAGGUGCGCACACUAGAGGGCGAGCUGGAGGCCCUGCAGCGGCAGAGGGAGGAGAUGAGGACGGCCCAUGAGGGCAUCCUGCUGGACCACGAGCGCCUGCUGACCGUCCACGAGCAUCAGGCCGCCGAGUACGAGCAGCUCAUUGGCCAGCACACAGCGCUGAAGAGCGCCCAGCGCGGUCUGGAGCAGGAGCACCGCGGGCUGGAGAGCAAGUACGCCAUGCUGAUGUCUCAGAAGUCAGCCGUGGCGGAGCUGGAGAGCACAGUGCAGAAAGAGAGGGACAAGCUUGAGGGGGAGAUGAAGACGAACUCCCUCAUCCUGGCGGAGAACCAGGGUCUGCGGGGGGAAAUAGACAGGCUGCUGCAGGCGCACGAGCAGCUGGGAAAGGAAUAUGAUGGGCUUCAGCUGCAGUCCAAGGAUCUGAAAACGUCACUGAACAAUGCACAGCUGGAGCUGAACCGGUGGCAGGCCAGAUAUGACCAGCUCAAAGAGAAACACCAGCACCUGGAUAUCUCCCACACCAAGCUGGGCAACCACUGUGAGUUGCUGACUCGUCUGAAGGGCAACCUCGAGGAGGAGAACCACUACCUGCUGAGUCAGAUCCAGAUGCUGAGUCAGCAGAACCAGACUUUGUUGGAGCGGACCAUGGAGAGCAAGGAGAUGUACCACGAGGAGCAGAAGCAGUAUAUUGACAAGUUAAAUUCACUCAGGCGCCAGAAGGAGAAACUGGAAGAGAAGAUUAUGGAUCAGUACAAAUUUUACGACCCCACGCCGAAGAAGAGGAACCAGUGGGUCGGCGCUAAAGCUCUGGCAAAACUGAUCAAGCCGAAGAAGGAGAAUGGGAGGGAGCGGCUCCGCAGUGCCCCCGACCUGCCGCUCCCCGCUCCCCCUCCCCACGACCACUCUGACGGGCUGCCCCCUCUGCCACCACCCCCCCUGCCCCCGCGGCAGUCUCGCCGUAGUCUGGAUGGCACGGCACCCCACCCGAGCGGAGACAAGAGCAGCCGCUCACCCAGCCUGACGCCUACACACAAUAACAGAGCACCCCUAGCAGCCGUACAGUUAUGCUUUCCGAGAACUAAGGUCCGGGAGAAGGUGAAGCGGCCGUGGGGCUGCCCAACGUGGAGCCUUCUCUCUGCGCUCCUGCCAUUCUGGGCCUCCUCUUCCCCACGCAGGCCCACUUCCCUCGGCCAAGGGAGGGGUCAGCACCGAACUGCGGGGGGCAGUGGGGAUGGUGGGACUGGCCCUGAGGAGCGGCUUUUGAGGUGCACAUACUCCCCCACCCGGCACAGCACCCCGGGACACACUUCCAGCUCCAGCAGCAGGCUGGCGCACAGGCCCAGAGAUGAGGAUGUGCGUCCGCAGUCCUUUGAUGCGGUUUUCGUGACUGGUGUCCAAGGCAACACAGAUUACUGGCCCAACGCUACGGAAAUCAGCCGAAACACAUCCAGUACCAACUCACCCAUCAACGCUAGAGGCUCUGCGGAGCGACUCCACAGCCAAGGCGGCAGCCUGUCCAGCGAUGACGUCACAGGCCUGGGCCCCAAAGUGCCGGGUGUCCCUGGGGACGCCUCUCUGGGCCGCAGCAGCCCGCUCUCAUCGCUGUCUCAGUCCUCCACGCUGCCCUAUGACUCCUCGCCCCAGAGGAGCAGCUCACGCCCCCCCCGACGUCGCCCCUCGUCCCCUGGCAGCGAGAUGGUCACUCUGGAGGAGUUUCUGCAGGAGACCAACACUCCCCCUGCCCCUGUGGUGCAGGGCUGCAGCCACGAGGACCUGGUGACCGAGUACUUUAUCAAAGCCGGAGAGAGGUCUGGAACCGGCCAAGCGGCGCCCCUGAAAGACGGAGCAAAGGCCCCCACCAGUUACGUCAGUCCCACUGUGAAAGCUUCAGUCUCCGGCGAGGGUAGAGCUCCCAAGCCUGGACAGAGUGUCAAGCCCAGCAUCCGUCAGCCAGACAACCACAUCCCACCCAACUUCCGGGCAGGUGGUGGACCCCAGCGGUCUUCUAGCACCCGAGCUUCCAGUGGCAGUCUGCACCGGGCCUUCAGUCUAGCAUCAGCCGACCUCCUGCACGCCAGUGGACCUGACAGUUACCAGCAGGAGAACGACCCCCAGUCGGGGGGUGACCCAGCCCAGGCAGAUGUGGUGAGGAGGGCUGGGAUCGUCUCGCGAGAGAGGCCUCUGUCCGCCCGGCUGGCUGGCCCCUUCGGUGACUCUAGUGAGGUGGACCAUCACUCUCUGGAUGCCCGUCGGCUGUCCUACGCCCCUCCCAAAGAGGAGCGUUCCCUUAGCCCCCGGCACCAUUCCUCUUCCGCCUCAUUGUCUGCCGGCCCAGCCCUGUCGGAGCGGCACGGCCGCGGAGCAGCCAGGGCGCCCUCACGCCAGACCACAUCACAUCACCGUGGGGAGGUCGCCAUGGUGACGCCGGUGCGGGCCGUGAUGGCCGUGCAGCAGGAGGAGAGGGACGAACCCCGAGAGAUCCGUCGGACAGAAUCUCCUCUUGCGAAGAAACAGGAGGGAGCUGGAGGCAUCUCCAGCACGGAGGGACCCCCCAAGAACACCCCCCCCAAGAACACCCCCGGCUCUCCUGAUCCCAGCAGUGAUGCACAGACCGUGUGGUAUGAAUACGGCUGCGUAUGAGCUGUUGAGAAGAACACCUCAUGCGCAUUUGCAGGAGAGACCUCUGGUCAAAACCUGUGUGUGUUUAUCUGUGUCCAACACCCACGUGAACAAUCAUUUUUGUCUCCAUUAUUUAUAAAGCAUGUAAAAAAGUGAUAUCAUCUACUGUAAAUAAUUGAAUGAGAUAAGUCAGUGGGAAAUUGAUCUUGUAAAACAGUAUUUAUUUUCAUUUAAAAGGAGCAUGUAAGCUACAGCAGGCACUACAGCACAUAAGUCUGGUUUGCAUAUUGGUUUUUGCGAUGUGAUGCUGUUGUUUUGGCUCUAGUCUAUCAUGGACGUUAUUGGCUCUUCAUCUGCGACUUAUAUCAAUCCUACAAGAAGUGACUUUUGGUUUACGAAAACAUUGGUGGAAAUUUCUGAGCCAGUUCAGACCACUAAAUAUCAAAUUAUAUAAACGAGCGUUACACAUUGUACCAAGCAUCCAGAUUUUCAUUAGACUCUGGUUCUGAAGUGUUAAGAACCUGGAUUUUAUUAACCUUUUACAGAACUACAGCUUCCACGGGUGACAAAGAAGUUACUGGUUUUUCCAUCAUUACCACACCCACGCAGCUGUUAUAUACUCAAAUGAUCUCACGGUAUGAAAACCUCUCUGUUCAACAGAUUAUGGAUGACACUUGAUCAAGUGAACCUUAUCUGUGGAUCAGCUGAUAAUUUCCUUUCUAUCCAUCCACCUUCCUACUGCUUAUGCCGUGCAAACCUCAAAUUUAGUAGUAAGUGACACUGUAGCUGGAUCAGGCAAAAUGAUAGUUUAUGUGAAAUGUUGGUGUGUAGUAAUAUCAGUUAUUGAAGUGUAAGAUGAGAGGAAGGUUCUCAGAAUAUAUGUGUGUUAUGUGAGACACCCCUGGUUUGUAGUUUCAGCUUUUUGUGCACAACACUGCUAUUCAUGUUCUAUUCUGAUUCAGAAAAACCAAAGUUUGGAAAUGAGAAAAUACCCACACCCAGCAUAAUUGCAGCGUAAUUACAACCUCGAGCUGGUGUAGCAGAGGACAGUGUUUGUCCAUCUUAUUGACGACCUCGGGACCUGAUUACUGGAAAUGUCUCCGCGCUCUGAAAUGUUCUUUUCCUGUUUGCUGUGGGUUUUUUCCGUUCCCCGACCGAUGAACUCUGCUCAGAUUUCAAAGCUGCUUUUAGGGGGCGCGUGUGUAACUGACAGAGACACUCACACUGUGCCUUUUAAAUCUCCACAGCCCACGUCUUCGCAGCAUAUUCCCUGCGUUCAGGCCAAUGAUUGCUCUGCGUGUGUUCGGAUGUGCGUCUUGUCCAGAGCUGAAAUUGUGCACAGCAAUAUAUUUUUUUGUAAAUACUAUGCAGUGAUUUAAAUAUAUUUAAAGCGCUAAAGCAAGGGUGGGGAACCUGUUCUAUCGAGGGCGGGGUUUUUAGAGUGACCUCUCAAUCAGCCAAUAAUAAAGCAGGGGUGGGGAACCUGUUCUAUCGAGGGCGGGGUUUUUAGAAUGACCUCUCAAUCAGCCAAUAAUAAAGCAGUGCUUCUCCACUCCAGUCCUGGGCAUCCAGUAUUAUUAGCUGAUUGGCUGAAUUUAGGAAUUAAUGUGGCAACAAGGUGUUUUUUAAAGCUGUGUGUGUGUGUGUGUGUGUGUGUGUGUGUGUUUUUUCUUUUUGUUCUUGUUGAUUCAAUACAAUAUUGCAGUGUUUAUUGGUUAUUGUGCAUACAACUAAAUACUUUUCAGAUGGUUACUGUUAUUAAAAAAUACAGUAUCAUUUUCUUUAUCUUGAGUAAAAUGCACUGCAUAUAUUUCAAUAUCAUUCAAAUGUGUGAUGGUUUUACAGCUGUCCAUGUGACAGACUUACAUGUCACUGAGAAUUUUUAAUCCUGCUGAUGUCACUGUCAGAACUUACCUUCAGAAGAAAGCUAUGAAUGAUGGAUCCGUUGCACUUGUUAUACCAAAAGUGUAGUAUAUAGAUGCUGUAAAUUUUCCCAAUUUUAGAAAAUGUGUACUUUUAAUACUAAUUAUGUUAUAUAUGUAUUACAAAUGGUGCAGGAUUUUCAGUGGUCUUGUCUGUGCAGAUCUGCUGUAAGAACUGUAUAAAAGCGGUGAGAAAAUUGAAAUGUUUUUCUGACACUUAACGUCUAACACAUCAAAUGUCAGAUCUCACUUGUCGUUGUUUCUCAGCACCUGCUGCAUCUGUGAAUGAUCCCAGCAAGAAUAUUUUUUUGUUAAACUCCAGCAAGAUUUGUAAUAAAGAUUUGUUUGCA